Somion occarium is the source of this 1320-nucleotide messenger RNA. Lineage: Eukaryota; Fungi; Basidiomycota; Agaricomycetes; Polyporales; Cerrenaceae. The record is from the annotation of a GenBank genome assembly.
UCUACCAAGUUGGACUUUGUGAAUUACUAUCCUUAGGCGUCAGCCUGCAUUCUACGUGAAGGUUUGCCGGUCCCUAAAUGACUUCAAAUGUAUUCUUUGAGCCAGUUCUCAUGCUCAUCGUGGUUCUUUGUCCUCGUGGCUGGACGGCAUGACUGAAAUCCACCGCCGAAACUUUCAGAUUGAUUAUCCAGACAUCGUGAAGAACAAACCGGGAAUUUGGUCUAUGCUCUCCUGUGAUUUCAUCCGUUGAAAGACAUAGAACGCCUCAUCGCAAGCUGGCCUAAUGUGGAUCGUUUCUUCUGCAAACACCCAAACAUGCUCGCAAGGCUGUGAUAUUCGUCGCAGCAGUGCACAUGGUUCCUAUGCUUCUUCUCUUGGACAAUUGAGAAGUGGUAGCCCGUCUGUUCCGAAGGUUGUCAUGACUCUUUGGCCGAUGAACUUUUUCGGCGCACAUUGUACUCAUCUUGAGGAAAUGAUAGACAUGAAAGACGCUCCGUCUUUCUAUAUAAUCGCAGCGAAGACAACUCUCAAUGUCAUAUCCAGAGUAGUCCUUCUCCUGGUAUUCAAACCGAACCCAGCUGCGAACCCCAAUGCAGUCCAAGCCAACUGGCACGCUCAGAACCCGUUCUCCGAGGCCGCGCGCACUCGCGACCCAAACAGCCUUUAUCCAGGCUGGGGUCCCAACCCCUCCGGUGAUCCAAGACUCAACCCACAGCCCUCUUGGGGUGGGUCCGCCGCUCCCCGUGUGAAUCCUAACGUUUACCCAAACGUACCAGAGCACUUUCCCAACCGAGGCAACCCCAAUAUGUAUCCAACCUAUCCAAACCCAAGCACUCAGUCUAACACGAACCCGCAGCCUAUGCAACAGAACGCGGCAUACGAGCACGCUUUCCAGCAAUACAAGCCUGACGCCGUUACACAGGCAAGGACCUUGACCAAUGAGGCCAUUUCUCAAGGCUAUUUCGCUGGAGCUGCCACGCAGGCCCGGCAGUGGGAGCAAGAACAUCACAACCAGCAAGGUGUCGGCGAAUGGAGGCGAAUCGAGAAGGAGCGUAACAAGGAGGCGCAGAAGAAGGUGAAGGAGGCUAACGAAGCCAACGCCCAUGUUGGGGCAGUCGAGAAUGCCAUUAGAGCUUCUAAGAACAAGUAACCUGCUGCCCGAUCUAAGAUGCUCACUGGCGGCGGCUUUUUCCUCUAACAUGUUUUGUUUGUAUCAUGUAUCGAAUCCGUACUAACGUUUUGAUUCUAUGAAUGUACCUGUAGUCUUGCUCAUCGAUCUCGGGUUAUUGAUAUUACUCCAGCCUUCAGUACUUCAGUCCU